Molecule: messenger RNA, 1979 nt
Organism: Lycium ferocissimum
Lineage: Eukaryota; Viridiplantae; Streptophyta; Magnoliopsida; Solanales; Solanaceae
Product: inositol-3-phosphate synthase
Exons: 10
Coding region: 133-1665 (510 amino acids)
Biological process (GO): phospholipid biosynthetic process; inositol biosynthetic process
Cellular component (GO): cytoplasm
Molecular function (GO): inositol-3-phosphate synthase activity
Source: RefSeq, a predicted model, not a curated record
UCAGCCAACUGGCAGUGCGAGUGGAAAGCAAUAUACUUUGACCGUAUUUUUCUCCUUGUCAGUUACAAAAAAAAAAGAAGCUUUAAUUUCCUCUUCUUUUUUUUUCUUUCUAAAUUUUGUGUUUGUGUGAAAAUGUUUAUUGAGAACUUUAAGGUUGAGAGCCCAAAUGUUAAGUACACAGAAAGUGAGAUUCAUUCUGUGUAUGAUUAUCAGACAACUGAGUUGGUUCAUGAAGAAAAAAAUGGGACAUAUCAAUGGACUGUCAAGCCUAAAACUGUCAAAUAUGAAUUCAAGACUGAUGUUCAUGUUCCCAAAUUAGGGGUUAUGCUUGUUGGAUGGGGUGGAAACAAUGGUUCAACCUUGACUGGUGGAGUUAUUGCUAACAGAGAAGGAAUUUCAUGGGCGACUAAGGAUAAGGUGCAACAAGCCAAUUAUUUUGGGUCUCUUACACAGGCGUCUACUAUUAGAGUUGGGUCCUUCAAUGGAGAAGAGAUCUAUGCUCCCUUUAAGAGCCUCCUUCCCAUGGUCAACCCAGAUGACGUGGUGUUUGGAGGAUGGGACAUCAGCAAAAUGAAUUUGGCAGAUGCCAUGGCAAGGGCUAAGGUAUUUGACAUUGAUCUGCAAAAGCAGUUGAGGCCCUACAUGGAAUCCAUGGUCCCACUCCCUGGCAUCUAUGACCCUGAUUUCAUUGCUGCUAACCAAGGGUCACGUGCCGAUAACGUGAUCAAAGGAACCAAGAAAGAACAAGUUGAUCAAAUCAUUAAGGAUCUUAGGGAGUUUAAGGAGAAGAACAAUGUGGACAAGGUGGUGGUCCUGUGGACUGCCAACACUGAAAGAUACAGCAAUGUGGUCGUUGGCCUUAAUGACACGAUGGAAAACCUCUUUGCUUCUGUGGAUAAAAAUGAAGCUGAAAUAUCUCCUUCCACCUUGUAUGCUAUUGCCUGUAUUCUUGAAAAUGUCCCCUUCAUCAAUGGAAGCCCACAAAACACUUUUGUCCCUGGCCUCAUUGAUUUGGCCAUCAAGAGGAACACUUUGAUUGGUGGUGAUGACUUUAAGAGUGGUCAAACCAAGAUGAAGUCAGUGCUAGUUGAUUUCCUUGUUGGAGCUGGUAUUAAGCCAACAUCAAUUGUGAGCUACAACCAUUUGGGUAACAAUGAUGGAAUGAAUCUGUCUGCCCCUCAAACUUUCCGCUCAAAGGAGAUUUCAAAAAGCAAUGUUGUUGAUGACAUGGUUUCUAGCAAUGCCAUCCUUUAUGAGCCUGGAGAGCACCCUGACCAUGUUGUUGUGAUUAAGUAUGUGCCAUACGUUGGAGACAGCAAGAGGGCAAUGGAUGAGUACACAUCCGAGAUUUUCAUGGGUGGAAAGAACACCAUUGUUUUGCACAAUACCUGUGAGGACUCCCUUUUGGCUGCUCCAAUUAUCUUGGAUUUGGUCCUCCUUGCUGAACUCAGUACCCGCAUUCAGCUCAAAGCUGAAGGAGAGGGUAAAUUCCACUCCUUCCACCCCGUGGCUACCAUCCUCAGCUAUCUUACCAAGGCUCCUCUGGUACCACCAGGUACACCAGUGGUGAAUGCCCUUUCAAAGCAGAGGGCGAUGCUCGAGAACAUAUUGAGGGCUUGUGUUGGACUCGCACCAGAGAACAACAUGAUCUUGGAAUACAAAUGAAGAUCCACAUGACAAGUGAAAGGACUCAAGAAGCUGUGCAGCACAAGAACCAUUUCUCUUUUAUCUUUGUAAUCUUUUUUCUUUUCAUUAGUUCUAUAAUUAGCUAAAUGUUAGCAACCCUUCGAGCUAUAGCUGUAGUCUAAUGGCGGGCUUAUUGAAUGUCAUUAUAAUUUCCUUGUUGUCUGUGUUUUGGCCCUCCAUUUAGAAGGUGUGUCCGUGUUGUUUUAGCUCAUUUAGAGCCAGCAACGCCUUUCUCUACUGGAAAUACAAUGUGUAGUCCUUAUAGUUUUAAUCUAAUUUCUCUCUGUUGUUUC